CAUAGAGUGACACCCUUUAAGGCUUGCCUUUACUCCUGAGCUACACAGGAUGGUCCUCCAUCCAUUUUCAAGUUUUGUACCUUUCCUUCCUUCCCUACCAUAUUCUCUUUUUUUCUUGCAAACAUAGAUAUGAGGUGAUUCUGUGUUUUUUUAAGGAUCUUUGAGGCCAGACCCCAUCUCAAGCAACCAUUUCUUCUCUCUUACUCCCUUUGAAUUUUCUCGUGUUUCUGGGUAACCCUUAUUCUUCUAGAAUUGAUGUCUGGUUUGUACAAUCAGAUUUCCUCACCUGCAACAGCAAGGGCCAAUUCACCAAAUAUAAACAUGAGAAGCAGUUUUCAUAUUGAUAGUCAGUACUUAACGGAGCUGCUGGCAGAACAUCAGAAGCUUGGACCUUUCAUGCAAGUCCUACCCUUGUGUACCAGGCUCUUAAAUCAAGAGGAUAGCUGGAGUACAGGGACUAAACGUGGAUUGGCAAACAGCACCAGUAGUCUCAGGUUCUCUCACAUUGUGAAGAGGAUAUUGCGUUUGGAUAUUCCUAAUGAUAGCUGUCCAAAUUUCAAUUUUGUUGGACUGCUUCUUGGCCCUAGGGGUAAUUCACUAAAGCGAGUGGAGGCUACCACUGGUUGCCGUGUAUAUGUCAGAGGGAAUGGUUCAAUAAAAGACCUAGAUAAGGAAGAGUUGUUAAGGGGAAGGCCGGGCUAUGAGUACCUGAAUGAACCGCUGCACGUUUUGAUUGAGGCUGAGCUACCUGUCAAUGUUGUUGAUAUAAGGCUGAGGCAAGCACAAGAAAUCAUAGAACAGCUAAUUAAACCCGUGGAUGAAUCACAGGACGUCUACAAAAGGCAACAACUAAGAGAACUUGCCAUGCUCAAUUCCAGUUUUAGAGAAGAGAGCCCUCAACUGAGCGGUAGUCUCUCUCCAUUCACCUCUAAUGAAAUAAAACGGGCCAAAACUGACCAAUAGUGUACCUAUAUCCAGUAUUGUUGCAUUUGAUGUUAUUUCCGGUUGAUCAGUAUUUGUAUAACUGUAAUGUGAAUAAAUAUGACACUGCUGGGGCCUUGAAACUGUUUAUUGAUGAU
Molecule: messenger RNA, 1079 nt
Organism: Gastrolobium bilobum
Lineage: Eukaryota; Viridiplantae; Streptophyta; Magnoliopsida; Fabales; Fabaceae
Product: KH domain-containing protein SPIN1-like
Exons: 6
Coding region: 256-963 (235 amino acids)
Biological process (GO): regulation of mRNA splicing, via spliceosome
Cellular component (GO): nucleus
Molecular function (GO): mRNA binding
Source: RefSeq, a predicted model, not a curated record